AUGCAACAUCUCGAAGCGCACGUCUUGUCAGAACUGCGACACAGGUAUAACGCGUUCGCCCCCAUUCACCGGUACCAACGUCUACCGCCCGAGGUUCUCUUGGAGAUUCUCUCUCAAGUUGAGCACACGGGGCGGCGCGAUAUCCGUCUCAUGCACGUCUGCCAGACGUGGCGUUCGUUGUUGAUGGGAACGCCGGAAUUUUGGGCACGCAUGCUCGCUGCCUGCCCGCUGAGGUAUUCGCCACAGCUCGUCAACCAGGUCCCGGAGUGGUUUGACGUAUUCCUCCAUCGUUCCGCUCCUGCACCAUUGGCCCUCACCCUCCCUUGUUUCCAUCAGGCCAUGCAAAAUGCUCUGAUGCCUCACGCCUACCACAUACACUCCUUAGCUGUCUGCAUCGCAUUCAAAACGACCUUCGACAGCCUCUACACCAUGCUCAGUCAUGGGCUCGCGAGCCUCGCGAGCCUCUGUGUCACGCACGAUUCCAACUAUCCUGGGAAAAACGACGCCUCUUCUUAUCGGGCCUUACAUUGGUCAGACGAGACACUGCCCCGUCUGCGUACCCUCAGGCUACCCUCGAUAUUUCUGUCCCCAGGCUUCUCUGUCCUCUCUCUGCGCGAUGUGGAGAUAAGAAGCUGCGAUUGCUAUGUGUGUCGCAAUCGCUCGGAGAAAAUCGUGCUCGACCUGCCAUCGUUCCUCAAGCGAUGCCCAUUUCUCGACACCCUUCGCUUGGUAGGCGGUGGCCCGCUGACCCUCCCGCAUGGAUCCGACUCCUCUGUCGUAUUGACCGCCCUCCGCGUGCUUCAUUUUGGCGACCACGAUGUCACCGAAAUUCGCGAGUUAAUCAGCCGCAUUACAGUGUCACCUCGCACCACCGUCACUAUCGAUGUCAAAUACGGGUACCCCGGGGCGAGUGUGCAAGUCGCGUUGCAAAGCGUGCCGAUCUUCUCGAUGGCGGACAAGAUCGUCGUACGUUUCUGCACCGGCGAUUUUGCCGCGCCAUUCAGCCUCGAAGCCUUCCAGGAGGAGGCCCUGCGGCUGGUCAUCUACGCAGGACGUCGCAGACCGGUUACCACUCUUACGCCGUCCCGCGACGCCAUAACCCAUGGCGCGCUUGCAGGCCUUGCUUUGUCCUUACCCAGCCUCUCCGUCACCACCCUAGAGCUGUGGCACAUCCCCUCGUGGGUGUCCCUGGACGAGUACUUCUCUCUCUUGAAGGACGCCAUCGCCUCCUUGCAGCGCCUAGCCGUGCUGACGCUCCACCUCGAGGACGGGAUCGCCUUCCGCCCCAUGCGGCUCUUCCGACGCACCUGCCAGGGGAGCCCUAUUGUCUGUCCCGUCCUGCACACGUUCGAGGUUUCCUGGAGCAUCCCGGUCGACUACGCCCUCAACAUGUUUAUCGCCAGCUGCGCGCGGCUCAGAAAUGCACUCAAUGAGCGUUCGGUGGUCGAGAAUCCACUGGAGGUCUUCUCGCUCACUUGCGCGCACACGCGGCACCUACAAGGGCCCGGCAGGACAGGGGAGGCGGCGGUGCGCAAGCGUUUGGAGAAGUUGUUCGCGGGCGUUGCGGGCGAGGUCCAAGUGACUACAUAUAGCCGCAGGGACCCUACGGGUCAAUGUCCAUAG
This is a messenger RNA of Trametes versicolor FP-101664 SS1, 1623 nucleotides long. RefSeq lists its product as uncharacterized. Gene Ontology annotation, molecular function: protein binding. The record is from RefSeq and is a predicted model, not a curated record. The transcript has a single exon. The coding region runs from base 1 to 1623 and encodes 540 amino acids. Lineage: Eukaryota; Fungi; Basidiomycota; Agaricomycetes; Polyporales; Polyporaceae.